Elephantulus edwardii (Cape elephant shrew) is the source of this 2188-nucleotide messenger RNA. RefSeq names its product engulfment and cell motility 3 (gene ELMO3). The transcript is spliced from 20 exons. NCBI's taxonomy places the organism in Eukaryota, Metazoa, Chordata, Mammalia, Macroscelidea, Macroscelididae. The record is from RefSeq and is a predicted model, not a curated record. Gene Ontology annotation, biological process: actin filament organization; cell motility. The coding region runs from base 26 to 2188 and encodes 720 amino acids.
CGGCGCCCACGGCCGGGCUGGACCCAUGGCGCCCCCGCGGAACGUGGUGAAGAUCGCUGUCCAGAUGCGUGACGCCAUCCCUCAGCUCAUCCAGCUGGACCAGGCGAAGCCGCUGGCCGCUGUGCUAAAGGAGUUGUGUGACGCGUGGAGCCUGACCCACCCUGAGCGCUAUGCCCUGCAGUUUGCUGAUGGGCACAAGAGAUACAUCACAGAGAACAACCGCUCCGAGAUCAAGAACGGCAGCAUCCUGUGCCUCAGCACUGCCCCAGACCUUGAGGCCGAAAGACUAUUGAAUGGGCUGCAGAGUGGGAGUCGUGAAGGCCGCCGGGAGGCCCUGAAGCAUCUCGUCCUGUUGACCCCAGACCUGACCUUUGCCCGGGAAGUCAUUAGCCGAGAUGGGCUUCAGAGGCUAGGCACCAUCAUUGAAGAUGGGGAUGACCUAGGAGAGGUGUUGGCCCUCGGGUUGCAGGCCUUCUCGGAGCUCAUGGAACACGGCGUGGUGUCCUGGGAGACCCUCAGCAUCCCCUUUGUUAGGAAGGUGGUAUGUUAUGUGAACAUGAACCUGAUGGAUGCCUCGGUGCAGCCCCUGGCCCUCGGGCUGCUGGAGAGUGUGACCUUGAGCAGCCCCACCCUGGGCCAGCUGGUCAAAAGCGAGGUGCCAUUGGACAGGCUACUGGUGCAUCUUCAGGUGAUGAACCAGCAGCUACAAACCAAGGCCAUGGCGCUGUUGACAGCUCUGCUGCAGGGGGCCAACAGUGCUGAGCGUAAGCGCAUGCUUGACUACCUAUGGCAGAGAAACUUCCGCCAGUUCAUCUAUAAGAACAUCAUCCACAGUGCAGCACCGCUGGGCGACGAGAUGGCCCAUCACCUGUACGUCCUGCAAGCCCUCACACUGGGGCUCCUGGAACCACGCAUGCGGACGCCCCUGGACCCCUACAGCCAGGAGCAGCGGGAGCAGCUGCAGGCCCUGCGCCAGGCAGCCUUUGAGCCGGAGGGGGAGUCUGUGGGUGCGGGGCUGAGCGCCGACCGCCGCCGGUCCCUCUGUGCCCGAGAGUUCCGCAAACUGGGCUUCUCGGAUAGCAACCCGGGGCAGGACCUGGAGCGCGUGCCCCCUGGCCUGCUGGCCCUGGACAACAUGCUGUACUUCUCCAGGCACGCACCCAGUGCCUAUAGCAGGUUUGUGCUGGAGAACAGCAGCCGUGAAGAUAAACACGAGUGCCCCUUUGCCCGAAGCAGCAUCCACCUGACCAUCCUGUUGUGUGAGCUGCUCCACGUUGGGGAGCCCUGCUCCGAGACGGCCCAGGACUUUUCACCCAUGUUCUUCAGCCAGGACCAGAGCUUCCAUGAGCUCUUCUGUGUGGGCAUCCAGCUGCUGAAUAAAACCUGGAAGGAGAUGCGGGCCACACAGGAAGAUUUUGACAAGGUCAUGCAGGUGGUGCGGGAGCAGCUGGCUCGCACACUGGCCCUGAAGCCCACCUCCCUGGAGCUCUUCCGGACCAAAGUGAACGCACUCAGCUAUGGGGAGGUGCUGCGUCUGCGCCAGACAGAGCGGCUACACCAGGAAGGCACGCUGGCACCCCCCAUUCUAGAGCUGCGAGAGAAGCUGAAGCCAGAGCUUAUGGGCCUGAUCCGCCAGCAGCGUCUGCUGCGUCUCUGCGAGGGGACACUCUUCCGCAAGAUCAGCAGCCGGCGGCGCCAGGACAAGCUGUGGUUCUGCUGCCUGUCCCCCAACCACAAGGUGCUGCAGUAUGGGGACGUGGAGGAGGGCACAAGCCCACCGCCCCCUGAGAGCCUGCCUGAGCAGCUCCCAGUGGCGGAUAUCCGGGGACUCCUGACAGGCAGGGACUGCCCCCACGUCCGGGAGAAGGGCUCCGGGAAGCAGAACAAGGACCUCUGUGAGUUAGCUUUCUCAGUCAGCUAUGACCAUGGGGAACAGGAAGCAUUCCUCAACUUCAUCGCCCCCUCCAAGCGAGAGUUCUACCUGUGGACAGAUGGGCUGAGUGCUCUGCUGGGCAGCCCCAUGAGCAGUGAGCAGACACGCCUGGACCUGGAGCUGCUGCUGACCAUGGAGACCAAACUGCGGCUGCUGGAGCUGGAGAAUGUGCCCAUCCCUGAGCAGCCGCCCCCCGUGCCCCCACCCCCCACGAAUUUCAACUUCUGCUAUGACUGUAGCAUUGCUGAACCUUAG